Messenger RNA from Hippocampus zosterae (dwarf seahorse), 929 nucleotides. RefSeq names its product fumarylacetoacetate hydrolase domain containing 1 (gene fahd1). Bases 96 to 758 code for a protein of 220 amino acids. Gene Ontology annotation, molecular function: acetylpyruvate hydrolase activity. Lineage: Eukaryota; Metazoa; Chordata; Actinopteri; Syngnathiformes; Syngnathidae. The record is from RefSeq and is a predicted model, not a curated record. Gene Ontology annotation, cellular component: mitochondrion. The transcript has a single exon.
ACCUCUCCGUUAAAAUAUAUAGCGUAGCGGUCAAAGUUUACUUCGACUCGUGCACACUGAUCGGAAGCUGCGGCAAUCUGCGAAUUUGAUCAGAAAUGUCGACAAGAAAUAUCUCCCGAUUUUGGGAAUGGGGGAGGAAGAUAAUUUGCGUGGGCAGAAACUACGCGGAGCACGCCAAAGAGCUGAAAAACGCAGUCCCCACGGAGCCGGUACUGUUCUUGAAGCCGCCUUCCGCCUACGUUCGGGAGGGCUCGCCCAUCGUUUUGCCCUUCUACUCCAGCAACCUGCACCACGAGGUGGAGCUCGGCGUCGUGAUCGGCAAGGGGGGCGCGGCCAUCCCACAGUCCGCCGCUUUGGAACACGUCGCCGGCUACGCGCUGUGCUUGGACAUGACGGCCCGGGACGUGCAGGAUGAGUGCAAGUCCAAAGGUCUUCCCUGGACGCUGGCCAAGGCCUUCGACACCUCCUGCCCUGUGAGUGAGUUCAUCCCCAAGGAGCGCGUCCCCGAGCCGGGCAACGUCAAGUUGUGGCUGAAGGUCAACUCGCAACUGAGACAGAGCGGCUGCACCUCCGACAUGAUCUUCUCAAUCCCGUACCUCGUCAGCUACAUCAGCGACUUCAUCACCUUGGAGGAGGGCGACCUGAUCCUCACCGGGACCCCCAAGGGGGUGUCGGCCGUGCAGGAGCACGACGAGGUGCAGGCGGGCAUCGAUGGACUCGUCACGAUGACCUUCACAGUUGAGAGGAAAAAUCACUAAUGAUGGACUGAAUAAAAACACAGCAGGGAGGAAAUAAAAUGAUGAAUGAAGGGCAAAUUUCAUGACUCGGGCCAAUGCCAAUUUUGUCCAGCAGAUAGCAGUGAUAGACCCCUUUUAUAAGACUGUCGACAAUAAAUUGUGUAAAUUGGGUUUGGAAACUUAAUCAGACAA